AUGCCAGGUUUCGCUGGUGUAGAUGUCGUCAUGACACAUGGACCACCAAAGGGAAUUCGCGAUGAGUGUAAAGAUGGUCACCAGAGCUGCGAAAAUAUACUUCGCGCGAUUAAGCGUGCGAGGCCUUUGAUGCAUUGCUUUGGCCACAUUCAUGAGGGAUACGGCACCAAUAAGAUUGUGUGGGACAAUGAAAUGAAGGGAGAGAGCGAUUUGGUAAAUGACUAUCCUCGGGCUAUGGACAUGCCUGUGGAACCCGGAAAAGAGACGCUCAUGGUUAAUGCAGCGAUCAUGGACGAGGAGCAUCAACCCAACAAUGCCUCCUGGAUCCCCAAUUUAAAACUGCCUUCUUCAUAA
Molecule: messenger RNA, 354 nt
Organism: Sclerotinia sclerotiorum 1980 UF-70
Lineage: Eukaryota; Fungi; Ascomycota; Leotiomycetes; Helotiales; Sclerotiniaceae
Exons: 1
Coding region: 1-354 (117 amino acids)
Source: RefSeq, a predicted model, not a curated record